Molecule: messenger RNA, 3930 nt
Organism: Lachancea fermentati
Lineage: Eukaryota; Fungi; Ascomycota; Saccharomycetes; Saccharomycetales; Saccharomycetaceae
Source: the annotation of a GenBank genome assembly
AUGUUGUUGCAGUCAGUGUCAACACAACUCAAAUGGUUCAAGAAAUGCCAUAUUUAUUCACACAUAGAACUAGCAAACGAUUGGUAUCUCGUUGUUACCAUUAUGAUUGGUACUUUAAGCUAUGGAGCUGUUCCUGCUAUUUCCUCUAUUUUAACAGGAUCAAGCUUCAACUUGCUUCAAAACUUGGCCAAUGGCGAAUACCAAUCUCUAAAUGACAUUAUGCAUGUCCUAACUUUAAAAACCAUGGCAAUUCUAAUCACAGGAAUUGGUAGCAUACCUAUGUGUUGGCUGUCCAUAUCCACUUGGAUGCUACUUGGGGAGAGGCAGGGGUUUCGAAUGAGAAGAGAAUUGUUACGCACUUAUCUGGUUAAGCCACUAGAGUGGUAUGACAGCAACGAACAGCUUUCUGGACAAUUUACUCAGCUGAAUAGAUGCAUUGAAGAAUUAAGAGCAAGUUCCGCAGAAUCUUCUGCUAUCAUUUUCCAGAAUCUUGCUACCGUGAUCGCGCUGCUGAUUACAGCUUUCUACUACUCCUGGUCUCUGACUUUAGUGAUUAUUGCUAAUUCCCCUUUAGUCAUUGGAUUUGCAGUAUAUUUCUCAAGAUUAAUUGAAAAAUAUGCAGGGCGAGAGAACAAUGAAACAGCUGUUGCCGCCGAUAUAUUUGCAUGGACCAUGAAUGGUGCAAGAACAAUCAGACUUUUUUGCACGGAAGAACAUGAGCUAAGAAGAUUUGGAAAGAGCAUUAUGGGUUGUAAAGAUAACUAUAUCAAAACGGCCUUGUUCUCAUCAGCUAACUACGCAGUAUUGAGAUUCUUGACGCUGUGUAUGUUUGUGCAAGGUUUUUGGUUUGGAAAUACUAUGAUUAAGAAACAAAAGCUCGCUAUUGGAGAUGUGGUUACUUGUUUCUCUGCAUGUAUUUUGUUGGCAAGCACCCUGAACAACACCUUGCACCAAAUUGUUACGCUACAAAAAGGAGCUGUGGCUGUAAAUACCUUCUCAAAAUUUGUUGGUAGUCCUUCCACCAUCGAUGAAAUUGAAAUGGAGGUAAAAGAAGGCAAUACCUUUCUUAAUUUACUGGAAAUGCCCAAAGAAGAAUUAGUCAAUGGAGACAUAGUAUUCAAAGACGUGAGCUUUGCAUAUCCUGCCAGAAAUAGUCAACGAGUGUUGAAAAAGGUAAACCUUGUGUUUCCUUCGAAAAAAACUACAUUUGUAGUGGGAAAGUCAGGAUCAGGGAAGUCAACCUUGGCAAACCUUUUACUUAAACUGUACAAUCUUCACAGUGGCGGUAUAACGAUUGGUGAGCACAACAUUGAUAGAAUAAGUACAAAAUGGCUUCGAGACAAUAUUACAGUGGUCGAACAGAGUUGUGGACUCUUUAAUGAUACUAUAAGAAACAACAUCACACUUGGUACUUGUAUGAACGAGUCCAGAGAGGGUAUUGAGCAGGCCUGCGACAUGGCUCUUCUUUGCCCCCUUCUAGAUAACCUGGUAAACGGAUUGGAUACUAUAGUAGGUCGUUCUGGGGAAGGUUUGAGUGGUGGAGAGCAGCAAAGGGUUCUUUUAGCUCGUGCAAUCUUGAGAGACACCCCUAUUCUUAUUUUGGAUGAGGCUUUAAAUGCUCAAGAUAUCGUAAACCGAAGCUCCCUCAUAGAAGCUAUCAAAGUUUGGCGGGAAGGAAAAACAACAAUCAUCUUAACGCAUGAGUUAAGUGAAAUUUCAAGUUCAGACUUUCUUUAUUUGCUCGAAGCUGGAAAGGUAGAGGAGUGUGGCUACAAAAAAACUCUUCUACAAGAUUGUUCUAGCAAGUUUUACCAAUUACACGAACUCCAGAGAAACUCAGAUUACGAGAAGACAACACUUGACCUUCAUGACAUUCUGCCAUUGGAAAACGAUAAGAAGGAUGAUAUUAUUUGUCAUGAAAUCGAAGAGAUUGUUUCAGAUACCGAGACGCCGGUAAAUGACAAGCCAUCCUCAAGCUUCAUGCCCGAGUGUUAUUUGAAUCCAAAAAAUGUGAUGAGGAGCUCAGUUGAUAUUCUUAGAGAGCAGCUAAUGCACCCUUCUCGAGAGAGACCUUCAAGUUCGACUUGGAAUUCGAGCUACAAUCACUGGACGUAUUUGGAGAACGAGAACGAUCUCGAAGGUAACAGAAAUGACCUAAAACCCAUGAAAAUUCAUAAGGUGAUGUUAAACAUGUAUUCAACUCUAACAACGAAAGGUGUUCUCUUAAUGGGCCUUUUAUUCUCAGUUUUAUCAGGGGUUGCGAAUCCUUUAUUUUCUUUCACUUUUGCCAACCUCCUCAAGGGUAUGGUGCCCCAUGAGGACGGUAUAGGAUCUUCUUAUUACUUGAGAAAAUGGUCUUUAAUUGUUUUAUCUGUUGCCUUUUGUGAUUCCCUCUUCACAUUUUUAAAAUGCUUCAGUCUUUCCUAUUGUGCCGAGUACUGGAUUUUGAACCUAAGAAUCAAGGCGAUGGAGAAGAUAUUGGGCAAUAGCAUAGAAUGGUUUCGUCUGAACAAAAAUGAUACCGCAAGAAUAUCAUCAUUGGUCUUAAAUGAUUUACGAGAUUUAAGAUCGCUGGCAUCCGAAUUCUUAUCUGCAGUCACCACCUUAAUCGUAAUAUCUCUUUGUGGUUUAUCAUGGUCUUUAGCGUCCGGUUGGAAGUUGAGUCUUGUCUGUAUAUCGUUCUUUCCCGCAUUCGUUUUAUUUACUGGUCUAUACGGUUCCAGCCUACAGGAUUUAGAGACCAAAUACAAGACGAUAGUUGCCGAACUCGAAAAUCACAGUUAUCAAAUAAUCAAGAAUAUGAGAACCGUUAAAAGUCUUCAGCUACAGGCCCAUUUUACCAAGACGUACAAGAAAUUCGAAGAGGAAAUGUCGAAUAUUUCCAGGAAACGAGCGAUUGCGACUGGAUUAGGAGUGGCAAUAGCGAAUGCUUUGAUUUUGGUCACGCAGUCAGUAAUAAUCUAUUAUGGAAUGAAGCUUGUCAUUAUUGGUGAGUAUAAUUCUGCAAAAAUGCUUCAAACGUUUACUCUCCUCCUUUUCACCAUCAUGAGUUGCGUUUCAUUAGCUGCGCAAAUCCCUGAGAUCAGCAGAGGCCAGCGGGCUGCAGCCCACAUAUUUGAUAUUCUUCUCAAAAGAGGGGACGACAACUACAUCUCACAUAAGAGAAGGUAUUUGCCUUUCAAUAUUAGCAAAAAGACACCGCUGGUGAGUAUCAAUGAUAGGAGAUUCCCCCACGCUCAUGGCUCUACGGAACGGCUAGCUAACUCUCUCAACAUCGACGUCUACCGGAAUGAGAUUGUAGGAAUAGUUGGAGAGUCAGGAUCAGGAAAAACCACUCUUUGCAACAAACUGUUAGCUCUACAUGCAGUUCCGGAAGGUCUGGUUUAUAUUGAUGAUACAGACAUCAAUGCUUGGGACUGUACCAGACUUAGGUCUCAAAUGGCAGUUGUUGAUCAGAGGCCACAAUUUUUUUUUGGAUCAAUUAGAGAUAACUUGACUUAUGGGGUUCAUCGCAGUGUGGGUGACACUGAACUCUUUUACAACUUGAAGAAGGUUGGUCUUGAUGAGCUUAUUUACUCUUUCCCAUGCAAACUGGAUACCGUCUUCGACAAUGAUUUGAUGUCAGACGGGCAAAUCCAACGAUUCGCGAUAGCCCGAGCUUUAUUGCGGAAGCCUCAGAUUCUUAUCCUGGAUGAAUGCACCUCAUCUUUAGACCCACUUCACGCCUAUUCCAUUACUGAAAUCGUGAAAAAUAACCUGCGAAACACAACCGUUAUACUGGUAACUCAUCAUGAACAAUUAAUGCGUGUUUGCGACCAUUUAAUAGUGCUCCGCAACGGGGCUGUCGCGGAACAAGGCUCUUUUGAUCAAUUAUUUGAAAAGAAGCGCGAACUGCAUAGAAUCGUAACCAAAGUUAGCGAAAUCUGCUAG